Messenger RNA from Pyricularia oryzae 70-15, 1125 nucleotides. RefSeq lists its product as uncharacterized. The transcript is spliced from 2 exons. Bases 1 to 1125 code for a protein of 374 amino acids. The record is from RefSeq and is a predicted model, not a curated record. Lineage: Eukaryota; Fungi; Ascomycota; Sordariomycetes; Magnaporthales; Pyriculariaceae.
AUGUCUGACAACAUCACCAUGUCCGACGUCUCGGCCGACGUCUUCGAGACGCGCCAAGAGGCCCUGGACUUUGUCAACGGGUAUUAUGUCGACCCCAAGAACCCAUGGUUCAGCCCCAAGGAGCGCGCAGAGGUGUACAAGCGCGCGGGUAAGCUGUUCAAGGACGGGACCGGGGGCCACGUCACGACGACCACCAUCACGGGCCACGUCAUCCUGAUCCCGAUCGUGCGCCUCAAUGAUAGCCCGUUUUGGAGCCACGUCGCGCCCGAGGCGUACCGCGACGGCAAGUUUGCGCUCCACUGGGAGGAGCUGGGCGAGGAGGACCUCAGGGAGCUUUUGAAAGUCAGGAGCAAGUUCCGCCCCUCGCUGGUCUACGUCACAAGCGACCAGGUGGUCAAGAGGAUCCAGGAUCGGCCCGAGGGACCCAUCCGCAAGGACGACGUGGUCUUCAGCCCCAUCGAGUCCGUGCGCUGGGGCUACGACCCCCCGGUCAACUACCCGGGGUGCGUGACGGCCAAGAAGAUGAGCGAGCGGCUGGCGCAAGGCCUGGAGAACUGGGAAAGGACGGAGCAGGGCCGGGGGUUCAACCGGCAGGUGCAGGCGGUCAAGGACGACCGCGGCAAGAACAACGGGUUCGAGUUCAAGCGCGUGGUGGGCAUCGCGCUGGGGACCAUGACGGAGCCGUGCUCCGUGUACCAGCACUGCAUGGUGAUCAGCCUGGCGCGGCAGCUCGGCAUCAGGGAGGUCUGGCUGCAGGACCCGGCCUACAGCACGGCGGACAAGAAGGCGCUGCACGAGCACGGCGCCAAGAUCGCCAACGACGACCGCGUCUUUGGCCACAUUUACAGCGACUCCAUCGUCGUCUGCAUCGCGCCCGCCAUCCCGGCGCUCGAGCUGAUGCAGGCCAGGGUCGCCGCCUUCAAGGAGUGGCCCGCCAUGCUGGUCUGGGACCGCGUCGGCUGGCACGAGUGGUAUCCCGACCGCUGCACCACCCGCGUCUACGACAUGAUGGACAAGUAUGAGAUCCUCGACCUCGAGUCGCCUCUGGACCGUGACGAGUUCCUCGAGACCACUGUCUAUGUCAGGCGCCGCGAGCAAGAGUUUUCUGGCAUGCCGAGGGGUUAG